UUUGUAUGCAAAGAGUCAGACACAAGCAUGUUGUCUUUAUGACGCCGUUGUCUAUGAAGUCCGACCAUAUAAGAAGUAAAAUAUGAAGCGUUCGUACUAUCUAUUACAUCAAGUGUAGAAGGAUGCAAUAGUUAAAAAUUGUAAUAAUUUACUGGAGAAGAUGGCAUCACAAGCGACAGCGGAAAACAACUUUAUACGACUUUCAUACUUACUACUGAAAAUAGCACCACAGGCUGUGAGAAAAUAUUUCGACAUGGAAUUUCAUCCAGAUGAGCUGUCAAAAUUUCUUACUCGAAAUAUGUUUAAACUUCGUGAACUGUGUGCCAACAAAAUUAUAUCACCACCACAAUGGCUUUUAUUGUUCCCCAAAAAAGAUAACUUAGUAUCUUCUGGUACUUUGGAUAUACCGACAAUGUGUCUGUUGCUACGAAACUUCACAGAAAUACAAAUACCAACUACUCUUCCACAUCCUGCCGACAACAAGGUUGGAUCCGAUUUAGCAAGAAUCGAAUACUAUCGAAAAAAGAUUGUACAUUCUCAACAUGAAUUAUCUGAUACAGACUUCAAGUUAGCAUGGGACACUAUAACGGGUGCAAUGACCCGUUUGAGCAAUAUGAACUUAAAAGCUCAAUUUGAAGCUUUGUUAACAGGAUCAUUAAACGGAGUCAAUGAGAGAGUUGAUGACGUUAACUUAGUUAGUAGGCCAUGUGAUGUUUGUGACUUCAAGAAUAUAAAAGCGUCGUCCGUUGUUUGGUGUUUAGAUUGUGACGAGUCGCUCUGUCAACAUUGUUUAGACCAUCAUAGUGCACACAAACUAUCGCGUUAUCACGAAUGCAUCAACAUAGAAGAGUACUUAAAAGAUCCUUCAAAGACAACAAUUACCUGUUCAGAACACAAACAAGAACUCGAUUUUUUCUGUGAGGUACACCAUAUUCCUCUAUGCGUUUUGUGCGUUAUGAACGAUCACAAAUCAUGUCAAUUAAUAAAACCUAUUCAAAUAGCAAUUACACAAUCAGACCAUACUAAACAUGAAUUGAAUGAAAGAGUUAACAAAUUAUUGCAAAAUAUAGAUGGUAUCAUCGUGGACGUUCAGAGUAAUUUAAAAUCAUAUGAAAUUGAAAAAGGAAAAGUCAGAGGUCAACUAAGAAGUAAAUUAAAAUUGGCUGCCGAAGACGUAGAGAGUCUGUGUUUAAAAGAUAUCGCUCAACAUGAAAACUCAACGAACGUUUUAUUUAGAAAUCUAUCGAAGCAUCAAAAAGAAACUAACCGACUUUUAAAUAACUUGAGUAAGCUUAAGGAAAAAAAUGUUCGUUCCUUGAUGACAAUGUUAGAAAUUGGAAAUAAAAUCAAAGACCAAGAAGUAAAUAUCCAAUUCCUUUUAAAAGACAGAGUCAUCAAUACUUUUCAUAUUGCUACAGACGUAGACCUACUAGCAAUGAAAACAAUUAUUUGCUCCAUUCAUGAAAUAUCAUUAUCUUCUGCUUUGAAUACACUGGACGAAACAGGUGCACAGCAAAAAAAGAAAACAGGAAUAAUAAAAAUUGCCGACUUCAAAGUCGAAAAUAGAACUAAUGACAAUGACAUUCGUGGAUGUUCUAUAAUAAACGAUAAUGUCGUCUGCUUUGCUGAUCGCGGAAACAAUCGUUUGAUUUUCAUGACUCUUCAAGGGUACCAGAAAGAAAUUAAACUAACCUGUGAACCAGUAGAUAUUGCUACGGUUGACCAUGCAAAAGUUGCCGUCUCAAUGUACGAUAAUACAAUUAAGAUUAUAAACAUUGAAAGCUGGAAAUGGGAAGACUUCUCCUUUAUUGAUGAAAAUACUAUAGGUGGACUGGCAUUUUAUGAAAACCAAAUUUUCAGUCGCGUUGGGGGUAUUGGUUAUCUCAUUAUUGAUUUGUCAGGCAAAGUGCAGCAAACAGUAACGAUAGAAGGUUCCAAUAUGCCAUACGUUAGUGUCUCGCAGGACAGGUUAUAUUCUGCAAGAUGGGACACCGGAGAAAUAUUUUGCCACGACCUUCAAGGAAAAACAAACUGGAAAUUUGAAAAUAAAUCCCUAGUUAAUCCUCCAAACGGCAUUACCACUGACAGUGAAGGAAAUGCUUAUGUUACCGGUUCUUUUUCUAACAAUGUUAUUUUCAUAUCAUCUGACGGAAAAGAAACCAAGGAAAUCAUAAGUAGUAGUGAAAAUCUCAAAAAUCCAAUUGCAAUAGACUAUGACAAGAAAACAGAUAGAUUGCUUGUUAGUGUUGCAUCCGGAUUAGGGUGCCUUUUCCUCAUGAAAAAUAAAUAGUCAAACACAUUGUAUCUAGCAAGCUACACAGUCGUAAAUGCAUAUGUAUGGUUAAUAACU
Messenger RNA from Mytilus trossulus (common blue mussel), 2350 nucleotides. RefSeq lists its product as uncharacterized. NCBI's taxonomy places the organism in Eukaryota, Metazoa, Mollusca, Bivalvia, Mytilida, Mytilidae. Gene Ontology annotation, molecular function: zinc ion binding. The coding region runs from base 161 to 2290 and encodes 709 amino acids. The transcript is spliced from 6 exons. The record is from RefSeq and is a predicted model, not a curated record.